AGCCCCCCACCCCCACCCCGGGGGCGGAGCGGCCAGACACGGCGGGCAGGAGAGGGAGCUCCCGACACCUCCGCUCUCGCUCCCGCCGGGCACCCUGCACGGCCGAGCCGGGGCGGCGCUGGGAACAGCUGCCGCGGGGCCCUCCAGCAGCGCGCGGCUCUCCUCCGGGACCUGCGCCGGGCGGGGGAGGGGACGGCGGGAGGCGGGGAGGGGCGGGGAGCGCGCUCCUGCGGCGGCGGCGGCGGCCGUCCUCAUCCCGGCUGCCCAGCGCUCGAGUGGACGCGGGGCUUCGCAGAUGGCUUGUCCCGCACUCGGUCUGGAAGCUCUUCCGCCCCUGCAGCCCGAGCCGCCCCCCGAGCCCGCUUUCUCCGAGGCGCAGAAGUGGAUCGAGCAAGUAACUGGGAGAAGUUUUGGAGAUAAAGAUUUCCGGACGGGGUUAGAAAAUGGAAUCCUUCUCUGCGAGUUGCUGAAUGCUAUAAAGCCAGGACUUGUUAAAAAGAUCAAUAGAUUGCCGACCCCCAUUGCAGGAUUGGACAAUAUUAUCUUAUUCUUGAGAGGUUGUAAAGAGCUCGGCCUUAAGGAAUCUCAACUUUUUGACCCGAGUGACCUCCAGGAUACAUCCAACAGAGUAACAGUCAAGAGCCUUGAUUAUAGUAGGAAGCUGAAAAACGUAUUAGUUACCAUUUACUGGCUGGGAAAAGCAGCAAACAGCUGUACGUCCUAUAGUGGAACUACGCUGAACCUGAAGGAGUUUGAAGGAUUGUUGGCUCAGAUGAGAAAGGAGACUGAUGACAUUGAGAGUCCUAAACGCAGUAUCCGAGACAGUGGUUACAUCGACUGCUGGGAUUCCGAGCGCAGCGACUCUCUCUCUCCUCCUCGCCAUGGCAGAGAUGAUUCCUUCGACAGCCUGGAUUCCUUUGGCUCCCGCUCCCGGCAGACACCUUCACCAGAUGUAGUCCUCAGGGGAAGCAGUGAUGGGAGAGGAAGUGACUCUGAAUCUGACUUGCCGCAUCGGAAGCUGCCAGAUGUGAAGAAAGAUGACAUGUCUGCACGGCGGACUUCCCACGGUGAGCCGAAAUCAGCAGUGCCUUUUAACCAGUACCUCCCGAACAAAAGCAAUCAGACGGCCUAUGUCCCUGCUCCUCUGAGGAAAAAGAAAGCAGAGCGAGAGGAAUACCGGAAGAGCUGGAGCACCGCAACCUCCCCCCUGGGUGGGGAGAGGCCCUUCAGCUAUCCUGAAACCAUAGAGGAAGAGGAAGGUGAAGUGGGUUCUCCGGGGGAAGAAGACCAAGUCGGCCAAGUGGACCCUGGCGGGAAGCCUUCUGAUGGUGGGUUAGAAUUGCCCAACGGCGGUGGUAAGGAGCACCCUUCUUCAGAGGGGGCUGUGGCGGCACCAGCUCCCAAGGCUGAAGAAAAAGAUGCUGCUGAAAUCCAAAAGCGCAGAAGGCUAGAACGAGCUGGAAUCAAGGUCAUGCCAGCAGCACAGCGCUUUGCCAGUCAAAAGCAAUUAAGUGAAGAGAAAGAAGGUAUUUGUGAUAUCAUCCUUCGCAAAGAAAACCCUUUUCUGACUCACCAACAUGGCAAAGAUUCGGAGUCAGAAGACGAGGUUGCGUGUCGACUGCCUGAUCUAGAGAAAGAUGACUUUGCUGCACGGAGAGCGAGGAUGAACCAACCCAAGCCAGCGGUGACAUUGAAUCAACUCCUCUAUGGGCCUUACCGAAAAAAAGAGGGCAAGAAAUCAGAUGGCAGCAAACAGCUCUCAAAGGGAAUCUCGGAAAAGAGAAGUCUAGACUGUAAAAGAAACCAGGGCCAAACAGAAGAGGUGAAAUCCGUAGUGACCUGUGUUACAAGGGCUCGGGAGAGUGAACCUAUGGAAGAGGGACUCAGGAAGGUGCCAGAUCUUUUCAAGGAUGACCUGGCCCAGCGGAGAAUUCAGGGCAGGCUUGCCCCUCACCGCGGGCCUCUGAGCUUUGUCACACCCUCCAAUAUUACAGAAGCCGACUUGCAAACGUGGGAGAGACUGAAAGUGUCAGAAGAGACGAGGGAUGGAGAUGCUCAGCACAUCUGUACCCCUGAGAUUUCACCAGAAAUUAAAGCAGAAACUGCCAUCCGUGAUGACUUUGCCAGCCGCAAAGCAAGAGCCUAUAAGAAAGCUUCUGGCCCCAGGCAAAAGUUUGUGCACUUUGGGCCAGUGACAGAGAUAGAUCAACAGAAGUGGAAGCGGCUCAGCAUCGGCAAGGCUGGGCCUAGGGAGGACGUAGAAGAAGUCAUCUGUCACAGCAGCAAGAUGCAAAUUUAUUCUGAGUCCCCAGCCUUGGCAGCCACAUCCAGCUUACAGGAAGACCAAAUCCUUAAUCCACAAGAUGAUUGCAGAAGAGUGAAUUCUGGCAUGGAUGACUAUGGCAAAAGGGCCUCCCAGCUGGCUCCUGUGCCGGAGUCUCGGCAAGAGCGGGUCUGCAGUUUGGGCGAGUGCCCGCAGAGGCCCCAGGAAGUUACAUCCAAACAUCUGCCACAGGAUGGCAAAGAAGAGAAUGAAGGAGUUGCUCAAAGAGAUUCUGAGAUGCCGCCAAAGGCAGAAAGAUCGGAGGAGAGCAGCCAGCCACUUGCGUGUCCUCUGGCCUCUGAGUGGGAGGCUUCGGGGACAGAAGAGAAGUCAGAGAAGAUGACAGCUCCUGCCUGGAGUGGCAGUGGACUGAAAGGCCAAAGAAAGUUGUCUGAUUCACAAAAAGAUGACAUGAUGGGGAGGAGAACUGAGAUUUCUCUUAGACAUGCUGGAUCCAACCCAAACCAGUUCCUCCCAGUUCCAUUUGCAAAGCAGCAGGAGGUGGAGGAACGUGCCAAGGGUCCACCCAUGAAAGAUCACAGAUACGGUCUGAGAACUCCUGUGUCUGAUGACGCAGAGAGCACGAGUCUGUUUGACAUGCGGUGCGAGGAGGAGGCCGCGGUGCAGCCGCACAGCAGGGCCCGCCAGGAGCAGCUGCAGCUGAUAAAUAACCAGCUGAGGGAAGAGGACGACAAAUGGCAAGAUGACCUGGCUCGUUGGAAAAGUCGUAGAAGAAGUGCUUCUCAGGAUUUAAUCAAGAAAGAGGAAGAAAGGAAAAAAAUGGAGAAGUUAUUGGCUGGAGAGGAUGGGACAAGUGAACGCAGGAAAAGCAUCAAAACCUACAGAGAAAUUGUUCAAGAAAAAGAGCGGCGCGAGAGAGAGUUGCACGAGGCGUAUAAGAACGCGAAGUCCCAGGAGGAGGCAGAGGGGAUUCUUCAGCAGUACAUCGAGAGGUUCACCAUCAGUGAGGCUGUUCUCGAACGCUUGGAGAUGCCAAAAAUUCUGGAAAGAAGCCAUUCAACAGAGCCAAACUUAUCCUCCUUCCCGAACGACCCCAACCCCAUGAGAUACCUGCGGCAACAGUCACUGCCUCCCCCCAAGUUCACUGCCACUGUGGAAACCACUGUUGCACGUGCCAGUGUUCCGGAUGCCAGCACGUCAGCAGACAGUGGGUCUCCAAGCAAAACUGUCACUCCCAAAGCAGUGCCUAUGCUGACGCCCAAGCCUUACUCCCAGCCCAAAAACUCUCAAGAGGUUCUGAAGACCUUUAAGGCAGAUGGGAAAGUCAGCAUGAAUGGAGAGACAAUUCAUGGAGACACAGAGCAGAAGCAAGGAGAGUGUCCGACAGUUGCACCUGCCCCCUCCUUAACCAAAUCCCAGAUGUUUGAAGGCGUGGCCAGAGUGCAUGGGUCCCCAGUGGAGUUGAAACAAGAUAACAACGGCAUUGAGAUCAACAUAAAGAAGCCAAAUUCUGUUCCCCAAGAACUGACGGCAACCACUGAAGAAACUGAACCGAAGAGUCAAGAAGAUGAGAAUGAUGGUGGAAACCCAAGAAAAGGGAAUAUAGAACUUGCUUCCUCAGAGCCCCAGCAUUUUACAACUACUGUGACUCGAUGCAGCCCGACUGUGGCCUUUGUGGAGCUUUCCUCCAGCCCCCAGCUGAAGAAUGAUGUGUCAGAAGAAAAAGAGCAGAAGAAACCAGAACAUGAAAUGAGUGGAAAGGUGGAGCUGGUGCUGUCACAAAAGGUGGUAAAGCCAAAAUCUCCAGAACCAGAAGCAACCCUGACGUUUCCAUUUCUGGACAAAAUGCCUGAAACCAACCAACUACAUUUGCCAAACCUCAAUUCUCAAGCAGAUUCUCCAAGCAGUGAAAAGUCACCUGUAACUACACCCCAGUUUAAGUUCUGGGCAUGGGACCCGGAAGAGGAGCGCAGGCGACAGGAAAAAUGGCAACAGGAGCAGGAACGUUUGCUCCAGGAGAGAUACCAGAAGGAGCAGAACAAGCUGAAAGAAGAGUGGGAAAAGGCCCAAAAAGAGGUGGAAGAGGAAGAACGCAGAUACUAUGAGGAGGAGCGUAAGAUAAUUGAAGACACUGUGGUUCCAUUUUCUAUUACUUCAAGCUCUGCAGACCAGCUGUCUACAUCCACUUCUAUGACUGAAGGCCCUGGGACAGUGAAUAAGAUGGACUUGGAAAACUGUCAAGAUAAAGAACAAGAGAGAAGACAGAAGAAAUCAUUCCAGGGGGAUGCCAAUGACAUAUUGCUUAAGACCAGGGAAAGUGAUCCACUGCAGGAGAAGGGCAGCCUAGCUCAAGAGGCCUUGGCUCAUUCUGAGAACGCCAUAUUAAAAGGAAUCCAUCAGGACCAUCCAUUGGAUACACAGGCUGGGCCCCCACACUGUGGGAUGAACCCACAGCUAGCUCAGGAUCUAUCCCAGAAUCAGCAGGUAUCAAACCCACCAAUGCACAUUUCAGAAGAUGUGAAGCCAAAAACCCUCCCACUGGAUAAAAGCAUGAACCAUCAGAUUGAGUCUCCGAGUGAAAGGCGGAAGAAGAGCCCUCGCGAGAGCUUCCAGGCGGGGCCCUUGUCCCCCUGUUCUCCCACCCCUCCUGGCCAGUCACCAAACAGGUACAAGAGGUCUAUAAGCGGGAAGAAGCUGUGCUCUUCCUGUGGGCUUCCUUUGGGUAAAGGAGCUGCGAUGAUCAUUGAGACCCUCAAUCUCUAUUUUCACAUCCAGUGUUUCAGGUGUGGAAUUUGUAAAGGCCAGCUUGGAGAUGCAGUGAGUGGGACAGAUGUUAGGAUUCGAAAUGGUCUUCUAAACUGUAAUGAUUGCUACUUGCGAUCCAGAAGUGCUGGCCAACCUACAACAUUGUGACGUGGUUUUCAAGCUUCCAGAUCACUCACUCACCAUUUCUUCGUUGAGGGUGUCCCCUGGCAAUUGCUUAACAAAAUCCCAAGUUCAGGGGCUUCUCAGCAUUCAUUUAAUUUUUGAAAGCCUCUUCUGAAAGGUGUAUCUGUUCUUUUGUAGCACAGUGUUUGUGUUUCUCCUGGUUUUCUGUUUUGUUUUGUUGGGUUUUGGGGUUUUUGUUUUUGUUUUUUUUUUGCAUUUGCACAGUAUAUGCAAAACAAUAUUGAAUCGUAUUGACCCUGAAUAGUUCAAAAAAGGUUUUAGCAUGGUCAAAUGGGCUUAAGGUUUAAAAUGUGUUAUUCUUUUCUUUGGGAAUUAGCUAAAUGAUGCAAUAAACCUUUUUUGUUUUAGUAUUUCUAGGAAUUAAACACUUUAUGUUUACAAAAUUGAGCUGCAGGAAGUGCAAGACAUGCCAAUUUGAGACAUGAGGUCUUCUAAGACAGGAGCAUAAAUCUGAUGCAUUUCAGAAACUAAACAUCACAGCAAGCUCCGUUUCUGAGCUGUAACUUGUUUUUAAUGCAAAGACACUAGUCUGUUAAUAUAUAAUGUAAUCCUGAAACAUUUGUGUUACUUCCCUUUUGAGGUAGAAGUUAUACCAAUAAAUUAUUGCACCAUUAGUAUUAGAUUUUGUGUAACUUGAAAGUUAUGUUGUUAAUAUAGGCUGGCCCAACAAAUAAAGAGAACCCUUGUGAUAUUGGCUAGGGCAUUGCCCAAGGGUAGGAAGAAACCAGAGGGAAAUAUUUGUCAUCAUUUCCAAAGUUAUUAACAAAACCUGGGGGAAAGUUUAAUCUUGAAGAGAGUGGUGGGUCACACACAGCCCCGAGGCCUGUGUUGCUUGCUACUCUACAGGCACCAGGUUGGGCAUCUUCAAUAAGAGACUGAAUAUGAGGCACACGGAAUAAGAGGCGUCAAGACGGGGCCAUCAUUAGGUGUGAUCACCCUUGCCUGGAAGUUCUCCUUGAGGCCCCGGAACACAGGAAUUCAAAGUCCAUCCUAAUAGAAUCCAAAUGGCAUAUGAUGUGAUAAGCCACCGGUGAGUGACCAGCAAGAACCUACUGCUCAAAUUGUACUUUGCCCACUCUAACAGAUACGUGCCCUCCUUCACUGUCCUACAUCACCUCUACUAUCAAGAAUCUUGGACUUUGCUCAUGGAGAAGUUGAGAGGGGAACUCUUGUGGACAGCUGGUUUAUUUUCUGCUCUGUGUGAUGAGUUUCAGCUGGCCAAGGAAGGAAUCAAAUUACUAAAAACAUCACAGUUUAGACCUCCAGGCUGUUUAUUUUUUAAGACUGGGGAAGGGGGAACUAUUUAUUCUGCCUUAAAAUGAUGGCAAAUAAGUGAAGAUGACAUUUUGUGAAUGUAGAUUAUGGAUACACUCCUAAUGGGCCAAUGUGGUCAUAAAAGGAGGUCAAGUACAUGUUUUCCUGUUACACGGUAAUUUCUUGUGUCAUUAAGUAUAGCUAGCAGUUAUUUAUUUACAUGCUAGAUGGUUCCUUGCAUGUGGGUUUCACAUAGGUGCAGAAACUUCCUCAGCCACUGGAGGUAUUUUGACCAUUUUUGUCAUUUGGAUGAGCUGUUAUUAGAUUGAAAUUUACACAUCAUUUUAUUAAAAAUUGUGCCUUAGAAAAUGCAAAGCUGUUGCACAUAGUCAGUGAUGAGUUAUGGAUACAGUACAUUGAAGAGAGAGGAAGUCACUUCCAAGUUCCCAAGAUUUCUCAUGGAGGUGUUUGAUGUUUUACAGGAAAAAUAAUUGGGAAAAAAAAAAAAGUAUUAAAAAGAAAAAGAAAAAAAUUUUGAAAAUGUACAGAUUAAGUCCAAUAUUUUGAUUAACCAUCUGCAUGUUUUAUUAAACAUUUUGAUAAUGUGGAUGUUUACACUUUGCAUGAUAUUAGCAGAGUACUUUGCCACAAAUAAUGCACAAAACAUGUACAAUAUGGUCAUUCAUAACCGAUUUUUAUAGAAUACUUUUUACAUGUGGAACUCCAUCCAUUAUGUAAGGAUUAUAUGAAUAUUGCACAUUCUCUUCUGGUUUCACAAACCCAUUUAUACAUAUUUCUUAGUGAGACUCAUUGUACAUGUAUUGAAGCUAGAAUCGAGUCAAGAAAAAUAAAGCCCUAUUCUCCAACUGCAAAAUGUGCUUUCCCAUAAUGAACACUAGUCACCAGCACAGAAUAAUCUCCAACAUUUUCUAAAUUCUAAUUGCCAACUGUUUCUAUUUAUAUUUGAUUUAUAUUUCAUUUGGAGUCUGUUACAUGGCAGCUUAGGCAGACUAGAUCUUGUUUUUUCCAAUGCAGCGUAAUGAGUAUGAUCUAUUUCUUUUCAAAUAAUCUUUGAGAUCCCAGGAAAAAAAAAAACGCUCUGCUCUGUUGAGCUGUAAUGUAAAUGUGUUUGUUUAAAAAACAUAUGAGGCAAGUGAAUGACUUAUUGUUCCAGAGGAAGUAUAUAUGAUUUUUUCUCUCAUACUCCAAAAGCUAGUCCCUUCUCUUUCUUAAGAAAAAAUGGGUAACUCUUCGUUUUUCACUAGCAAACUUUCAUGACAUUUCCUCAUUCUUUCUAUGUAGUGUUAUUAAUGCAAUACAAAUUAUAGUUGUCUAUACACAGUGUAAGAUUUAAAGAACUGAAAUGGUCCUCCUCGUAUGUGAGUCCAUCCAAAAGAUGUUACUGUUCUGGGUGGGCCAAUGUUCUAUAUCAGUUACACUAACUUUCAUUUAAAAUAUUUAUUCUAAAACGCCUCUGAGAAAUAGUAAAAAAUAAAAAUAAAAAGUUGUCUAAAAUGCAACAGCUUUUAUAGUAAAUGUACAUUUAUAAAUAAAAUACUCAAAUCAA
Cynocephalus volans (Philippine flying lemur) is the source of this 8054-nucleotide messenger RNA. It is a transcript of the gene LIMCH1, whose product is annotated as LIM and calponin homology domains 1. Gene Ontology annotation, molecular function: actin binding; myosin II head/neck binding. The record is from RefSeq and is a predicted model, not a curated record. Gene Ontology annotation, biological process: regulation of focal adhesion assembly; actomyosin structure organization; positive regulation of stress fiber assembly. Bases 296 to 5197 code for a protein of 1633 amino acids. Gene Ontology annotation, cellular component: stress fiber. The transcript has 34 exons. NCBI's taxonomy places the organism in Eukaryota, Metazoa, Chordata, Mammalia, Dermoptera, Cynocephalidae.